This is a messenger RNA of Acipenser ruthenus (sterlet), 2343 nucleotides long. Its product is annotated as killer cell lectin-like receptor subfamily B member 1B allele C. The record is from RefSeq and is a predicted model, not a curated record. The transcript is spliced from 7 exons. Bases 134 to 844 code for a protein of 236 amino acids. Lineage: Eukaryota; Metazoa; Chordata; Actinopteri; Acipenseriformes; Acipenseridae.
GACAAAAACACUGGACACGGCACUACACGCCAAAAUAAAUAGACAUACAAAACGACUAAACGCUAAACAGACGGUGCAGGACAGACAGACGAACAAACACGACAGUGCUGGGUAGCUGAAAGAGAAGGGGGCAAUGACCGAAGAGGUGUUCUACUCAGAUAUCAUAUUCUCCAAAACCCCAGGAGAGGGGGGGACAGUAACCAGCACCACUCCAGCACACAGAGCAGUCCAGCCCAGUUCUCGUUCAAGUGUCAUCUUUGCUCUGGGAGCUGCAGUGUGUGUCUUACUGGUGGUAAUCAUCGGCAUGGGGAUAGCAAUUAUACAGAUACAAGCAUCCCAGUCUGAGGAUGAAAAGAAUGCUAUUGGGUCAACAACUGUAAAACCUUCAGAGCGGAGGAAUGACCUCAGAAAAGACUUUUGCUGGGAUCCAGAAUCUGAAAAUGAAGAUGAUCCAUGUGAAAUCUGUCCAAAGGGCUGGAUGUGGAGGUACAAGGGAAGCUGUUAUAACAUUUCCAAGGAAAAAAAUUCCUGGGACUCAAGUUGUAAUGCCUGUCCCAACAAAGGAGAUCACCUUGUUGUUAUUGAGAACAACACAGAGUUGGAAUUCCUACGUUCGAAGAUUACAGGUAAUACAUUUUACUGGAUUGGGCUGAAAGGCAAAUUGAGCCUGGGAGAAUGGCGCUGGGUGGAUAACACAACUUUCAAAGAAACUCUGUUCCUUUUUGACAAUACAAACCAUAAAGGUCUUGAUUGUGUCAGUGUUUCCAAACAAAAGGUACUUGCAGACAAUUGUACAACACAGAGACCUUGGAUCUGUGAAAGGAGAGCUGUCACAUUAAAUUGAAUCACAUGACAAAAUGCAAGGAUGUUGAACCCAUUAAUAUUGGGAGAGCUGCAAGGGGACAGGAUACAUGAUAUCCCAAAAACAUACCUUACCUUGAGUGGAACUGACAAUCUAAAGUCACAAAAGCUUGAUAAUAGUGUGAGACACUUGGAAAAGACACAUACGGAAACAAACCAUAUUGUGAUAUGCAGGACACUUUUGAUAUACAGGGAUGUCACAAAGGUUCCCAUUGUCAACACAGUAGCCAGACUGAUUCGUCUGAAGUCACCCAGCUUUUUUUUUUUUAAUAUUAAAUCCAUAAACUAAAUAAGGACAGCCAAAAACACUUGUCACAUAAUAGUUAGAACUAAUGAAUGCAUUGAGUGUACUUGGAGGUAACCACCCCACUCACUAGAAAAAAGCUUUUGAAAAUGUUUGACUUUUGAUGGUUAUCUCCUCAUACAAUUGAUAUGUCCUGUAGUUAUCUCUUACAUCUAGAUUAUUUUAUGAAUGUUAUUGUUUGUUAGAAUUAAACAAAUGUAGAAUAUUACAUUGCUAUUAAUGUGUUUUUUUUAUUCUGAAUACAGAAAAAAUGAUGGUACUCUGUUGUGUACUGCACAGCUAAGGUGGUACUGUAUAUUGCUGCUCACUGCUUGAGUUAAGUUGCAUCUUCAAGUGUUCAUAAACACAUAUAUUAAAAUGCAAUUUGGAUGACAUAUGUGUAGUCUGUUUUUGCUAACAAAUUGAAGGUUUUUUUUUAUAACUUUUCUAGUGUGUUAAAGUAGAAUGACUGAUAAAACUAACUGUUUUUAUUUAUGUUUGAAUAUUUUUCCCCAUCAAUAUUAUUACUUACCCUGUUGUUUCAUCCUAAUAUGAAUCAUGAGGGACGUCUGUUUGAGCCAGUUUGUCAAGGGACAGAGAAGUGUAAUGUGAAGAGACAUGUGAUUAAUGAGAUGAGAUCUCUAUGUUUGAGAGUUCCCUUCCAAGGUAAAAUGAAUAAUUUAUUGGGCCAUCUUUGAGAUUGUUAUUACUGCAAAAUGUUUACUCGAAAAAAGAAUGAUUGUGGGAAGAACCAUAUACUCUCCCUAUUCUGAAGGAAAUGCAAACAAUUGUAUGUAUAAAACUCCAGGCUAGUAUUUAUUAAAUGUAUCUAGUAAGUCUCUGCAAAUACACUACAAUGUGCAAAGCUAAGUGUAGCGGUAUGCCAGCAUAGACAGAACAGGUUAGAUAAAUAUUAUAAAGAGCCUGGAAUUAGCCGUCCUACUUAUACUGUACCAAAUAUAUUUAACUUUAAUAGGUUUAUUGGUUUGUCCAACUUGAGGAACAGUACUUUCAAGCAAGUGAAUUAGCAAUAUGGAAUAAAGCCAAUACAAAAUCUAUAAUUAAAGACAUAUUUAGUCGCCAAUGCUUUUUUAAGAUUGUACAGGGCUUUGGGUGAUUCUCAUCAAAAACUCUAUAGCAACUUUCUGUACUUUUUUGUAUUGUUUACUAAAUAAAUAAAUCCCACCGUUGACAUAUGA